This is a messenger RNA of Annulohypoxylon truncatum, 1095 nucleotides long. RefSeq lists its product as uncharacterized. Bases 83 to 856 code for a protein of 257 amino acids. NCBI's taxonomy places the organism in Eukaryota, Fungi, Ascomycota, Sordariomycetes, Xylariales, Hypoxylaceae. The transcript has 3 exons. The record is from RefSeq and is a predicted model, not a curated record.
AAAAAAAAUCCACCGAAGCCCCGGCCAAGACUUAACAGCCGUUGUGUGGCAGGUAGGCCCUACCAACUCUGAUGAUGGCUGUAUGCCAUCGAAAUGGGUCGUCAAUGGCUAUUACUCGCCAGCCAUAUGUCCAUAUGGAUACACCAAUGCUUGCUUCAUGACACAAAGCAAUGUUGAGACGACUAUUUGCUGUCCGACCAAUCUGGACUUCAGCUGCUACCCAGGGGUUGCGUAUAAUAAAUUCGGUUGCAGUUAUUCGACAUCAACUAUGGCUUUAACCAGCCUUCUAAUUGACUAUGGGCAAACAACGACCGGCACGUACACAGACGUCACGAUUACAACACAACCUAUCUGGGCAUUCAGUGUCCAAGUACAGAAAGCAGCCUCAAUAACUUCCGCUCCAACGUUGACUUCUUCCGAUGUGUCCAUAUUAUCCGACCCUACCGCGACAUCUAACCCAGCUUCUAGCACAACACUGGACGCACCCUCCGUGGUACAGACUGCGUUGACUUCAACGAGUUCUGUACCUCCUACCAACAAGUUAGCCGGCAGUGCCAUUGCAGGUAUCGUAGUGGGGAUUUUAGGGGCACUGGCCCUAGGAGUCGUUGGCACGUUUUUGCUCAUGCGUCGAAAGAAGACGCAGAAUAUCUCACCUCCUCAUCCCAAUGCUAGCCAUUGCCCACCAGGUCAACAACAAUCUAUCAAUGAGCCGGAAAGAGUUAUUUAUGAGUUAAGCGCGAAAGAGAAAAGUAUUCAUGAGCUAGAUGAGCAGAGCCGUCCGUCGGAGAUGCCUUCGUGGGCUAGACGUGAUUCACGGAGGUCUAAUAAGCAAAUGGCGUGGGAGCUACCUGCGUGAGGCUGUACAAUUCAAUUAAAAAGGGUCAUAUGGAUGAUAUCAUGUACAAUGUAGGAAACCUGAUUUUAUGGAAAGGAAGGAUAUGGAUGGAUGUACAAGAGCCCAAGUUAUUGUCUAAUUACUCUGAUCAAGCUUGAUGAUAUCCCACGUGUAGUGGAAGCAGAUGGUAUUGGCCUUAUCCAUACGAACGACUCAGGAAUUCCUAUCCUGACUAAGCUGUCAAUUGAACGCUGCCCUAA